AUGUCUCCCUCAACCAUGACUUUCCAUGAACGCAACCAGUUCUCUGGAAAUACUACUGGAGAGAAAUCCCUCGCCAGAGAUAUCACUAUCCCCACCAGCUUCAAGUCCCGUCACCACUUGAAGAAAACCCACGAAAAGGUCCUCACCAACAUCAAGGUGAAGCGAGAUAAGUUCAGAACCAUGGAAGCCAGAGACAUCCGUCACAACUCUGAGGACUUUGACGAGACAUCACGCAAGUCCAAGGUGGCAGUCGAGAAGAUGUCGACCGCAAUCACUCACUUCUACGAUGACCGCGCAGAAGGUCUCUACCAGCGGAGACAGCAAGCUUACGAUGCUCUCCAAGGAGAGGAGAAUAAGUUUGAGCACUUUCUCGUCACGCUUCGAUAUAGCGCUGGCCUUCGUGUCUGGUGGAUGAAUCAACGCAAAGACGCAAAGAUCCAGGAGUUGCAGGAUGCUAUCGACAAGCUUCACAUGUCUUGCUUCAUGGCUAGGUUGACGGAUGGGGGCAAGGAGCCCAACAACGCUUUUACCUUUGCUUAA
Messenger RNA from Fusarium poae, 540 nucleotides. RefSeq lists its product as uncharacterized. The transcript has a single exon. The record is from RefSeq and is a predicted model, not a curated record. Lineage: Eukaryota; Fungi; Ascomycota; Sordariomycetes; Hypocreales; Nectriaceae. The coding region runs from base 1 to 540 and encodes 179 amino acids.